Phalaenopsis equestris is the source of this 2558-nucleotide messenger RNA. RefSeq names its product mitochondrial Rho GTPase 1. The transcript is spliced from 14 exons. Gene Ontology annotation, cellular component: mitochondrial outer membrane. Lineage: Eukaryota; Viridiplantae; Streptophyta; Magnoliopsida; Asparagales; Orchidaceae. Gene Ontology annotation, biological process: small GTPase-mediated signal transduction; mitochondrion organization. The record is from RefSeq and is a predicted model, not a curated record. Gene Ontology annotation, molecular function: GTP binding; GTPase activity; calcium ion binding. Bases 236 to 2173 code for a protein of 645 amino acids.
GAAGAGAGCUCCCAUUCUAAUUUCAAAACAUCAAACUUGGUCGGCCCAUUCCAUUCUCCUGUUGCCACCCCACAUCACCCUAUUCCAACGCGCCGCGCCCCAACCCCACCUCUGCUUGUCCCCUAAGCUUGCUCGCAAUCAUUUUGCACCACCAAUAAAACCAGCCACCACUGCGUUCGUCGGAGCUCCUUCCAUCCUCUUCCCAUCUUCCCUGCUAACCCUAGCUAUCAGAUCCAUGUCGGCCUCUGCUACUCCCCCGAAGUUCAUCGGCCGCUCCGGCGUCCGCAUCGUCGUAGUCGGCGAUCAGGGUACCGGCAAGUCAAGCCUCAUCAUCGCCGUUGCCACUGAGUCAUUCCCGGAAAGCGCUCCCAACGUGUUACCCCCUACCCGUCUCCCUGCUGAUUACUACCCCGAUCGCGUCCCCCUCACCAUCAUCGAUACUUCUUCCAGCCCAGCAAGCAAGGCGACUCUUGUAGCGGAAUGCCAGGCUGCCGAUGUGAUUGUGCUUACGUACGCUUGUGAUAGGCCGGCGUCGCUUGAUCGUUUGAGUUCGUACUGGCUUCCGGAGCUUCGACGCUUGGAGGUGAAAGUGCCUGUGAUUGUGGUAGGAUGUAAGUUGGAUUUGCGGGAUGAGCAACAGUCAAGCCUUGAUCAAGUAAUGUCGCCAAUCAUGCAGCAGUUUCGGGAGAUAGAGACCUGUAUAGAGUGUUCUUCUCUCAGGCAGAUUCAGGUUCCCGAGGUCUUCUAUUAUGCUCAGAAAGCAGUGUUGCAUCCUACUUCCCCACUUUUUGACCAAGAAACACAAUCUUUGAAGUCUAGAUGUGUGAGGGCUUUAAAGAGGAUAUUUAUUUUAUGCGACCAUGACAGAGAUGGUGCCCUGAGUGAUGCCGAAUUGAAUGAUUUUCAGGUUAGAUGUUUUAAUGCUCCUCUCCAACCUUCUGAAAUUGCGGGUGUCCAAAAGGUUGUACAGGAGAAAAUGCCUGAAGGUGUCAACGAGCAUGGCCUUACCUUGACUGGGUUUCUUUUUCUUCAUGCCCUUUUUAUUGAAAAAGGCCGUCUUGAAACAACUUGGACAGUUUUGAGAAAAUUUGGAUAUGAUGAUGAUCUUAAACUUAGGGACGAUCUUCUUCCACCAAUAUUUAAGCGAGCGGCCGAUCAGAGUGUCGAGCUAGCCAAUGAAGCUAUAGAGUUCUUGAGAGGGAUCUUCUUGAUGUUUGACUCCGACAAUGAUGGGGCUUUGCAACCUGGUGACAUUGAAGAUCUGUUUUCAACAGCCCCUGAGAGCCCAUGGUCUGAAUAUCCCUACAAGGAUGCUGCUGAAAGGAAUGUACUGGGUGGUUUGUCUUUUGAAGGGUUUCUUUCUCAAUGGGCGCUAAUGACACUGCUUGACCCAGUAGCUAGUUUGGCUAACCUUAUAUACAUUGGAUACACAAGUGAUCCUGCUUUAGCGUUUCGUAUUACCCGACGGAGGCGCCAAGAUCGUAAAAAACAACAGUCCCAGCGUAAUGUUCUACAGUGCUUUGUUUUUGGCCCAAAGAAUGCUGGAAAAUCUGCAUUGUUAAAUUCAUUAAUUGGAAGGACAUUUUCUGAGAAGCAUACCCCCACUACCAGUGAUCGGUUUGCAGCAAACGUGGUGGAACUUCCUGGAGGGAUUAAGAAGACUCUUGUAAUGAGAGAAAUACCCGAAGAUUCAGUCAAGAAGCUACUUUCUAAUAAGGAAUCAUUAGCAGCUUGUGACAUCGCUGUUUUUGUCCAUGACAGUUCUGAUGCCAGCUCUUUUAAUAAGGCCACCGAAUUGCUUAUUCAAAUAGCAACUCAUGGUGAAAAUACCGGAUUUGAGGUUCCUUGUCUCAUUAUUUCUUCUAAAGAUGAUCUUAAUUCCUAUCCAUUGGCCAUACAAGAUUCAACGAGGGUAAGCCAGGACAUGGGAAUUGAAACACCCAUACCAGUCAGUUUGAAGCUAAGGGACUUGAAUAAUGUAUUUAGUAGGAUUGUUACUGCUGCACAGCACCCACAUCUUAGCAUUCCUGAGACUGAAGUUGGAAGGAAUCGAAAACAAUAUCGACGGCUCGUCAAUCGAUCUCUCAUGUUUGUUUCAGUUGGUGCUGCCGCUGCAGUCGUAGGACUUGCUGCCUACAGGAUUUAUGCUUCAAGGAAAAAUUCUUCAAACUAAAUGAGAUUAUGCACCGUUAUGCCUUUCAUGCCGGUUGCGAUAAUUCAGUUUUCUUUCUUUAUUUCUUUAUUUCUUUCGGUUCUCUCUUUUGUACAGAGACACCCAUCCAUUGAUUUUCAGUUGAAACCUACAUGUAGUAUCAUAGUUUUCUUUGCCUUGUGCUGUUUCGGAUUCUAAUGUGAUCUUUCUUGGAGGUCUAGGUUCAGUUAAUUUGUUAAAUUUGUGUUACCUAGCCACAGCAGCACAAAGUUAGUCAGAUUAGUUUCUUCUGAUGUGGAAAUCAAAUCCAAAAUUCCAAUUCAAAGAAGUUUCAGAUCUUCCAGAUUUUGGAUUGAAGUGCAGUUUGCUGAGAGAACGAGGGAGGAAGAGAGAUGAGCAGAAAAGA